AGUGUGUUGAUCGGGGCACGAAAAGGUCAAGAUUCAUCAUCAUCUGUCGUUUUGGUACCGCAUACUCAUCAAACUCCGUGGAGGUCCAUAAGAUUUCCUGUUAAUCCAUCGAGUCAAAAUAGUCAAAAUCGAUAGAAGAUAUUUCUAGUCAAAUUGAUAGACAAAUCUAGACAUCACCAGAAGGCGUUUUUUGUGAGUAAAGUUCAUCUAACUUUUACUUAAUGGUGGUCGACGCAUCAUCAUCUACUGCGAUAUUACAUAGCAUUUCGUCUUUCGUAUUCGUCCAACAUUCAAAUUUCUCGCGGUCGCGACCAGCAGUGACCGCGUAGUACAUAUUUCUGUUUACCACACUCGUAACGUAGCUGUGGUAGUAUCGCAUUCUUUGUUGGACGAUAAUAUCCUAAUUAUUCAUCGCAUCGCGAUCGCUUUGAAAUCGAUCAAAAAUCAGCCUUCAAAAUCAAUGAAGAUAUCAAACACGAUAAUAUAUGAUGUUAGUACUGUUAGGUGUUAGAAGGCAGCAUCAUGGAUGUUGACAUUGAUUUCCACCCACAGGCGAGCAGUCCCGUAAAGUCAGACAACUUUGAUGUUGCGAUUGAUAGACUCAAAAAUGAACUAUUUUCGCGCAUCGAAAUCUGCGACCGCCCCUGCUCAGUCGGGACGAGGCGGCGCAGCAAAGGUGGCUGCAGUGAACCCGAUGAAACAGUUAAGGCUUCCCCUAAUCCAUCCCUGUAGAGGACAUCCCUCAAACAACAUAUGCGCCCCAAAAAUGCGAGGUAUCGAUACAAGAACUGACGCAUAUGCUUGAGGGACGAUUUCCACGACAGGGAUGAAUUAUAGGGGAGGACGAGAGCUCCUCUAAAAAAGCGCAUCAUCCAGUUCCUCGAAGAUCAGGAGAAGUUGAGAGGGAAGCUACUCAGUGAUAAGAGGAAAGGCAAACCCAGCCAACCGGUUGGCGAAGGAGGACAUGAUAUUGUCGAGGUGCACUUGAAGAAUCCGUUAGCGAAUCCGGUAGCUCUUGGUGCUGCUGGCAGUCCUCGUGGUCCAGCGGACGACAAGCACCAGAUGAGCGACGAGGAUGCCGAAAGCGCGAAGACGAGCACCUCCAGUUGUACUUCUAGCAGGAAGGACGCAAGUAGAGCUGCAACGGCACCAAAAAAUGUCGUACAAGGACUGCAAAUGUUCGAUCCUUCGAAUCCGAUUGAAUGCCUUCGGUCUGGUGUGUACAACGGAGCAAUGAUACGAGGCGGGCUCGAGUUACUCUUCCAGGUUUUUCUGCCUCUGAUUGUCUUCGUAGGAAUGCCGUUUCAGCUAUACUACAGAGAUGAGAUCCAUAACAACUAUUCGCCUGCAGGAGUGGUGGCAACUACGUCAGGUGGAGGUGGACAGGCAUCAGCAGAUGUUGUAGUUGGAGGUACUAGUUGUACUAGUGGAGCUCCUUCUGGUAGCAUGAUGAUGUUGACUUCGUGUGCUCCUUCAUCAUCUUCAUCUACUGUCGUGCUAGAACAAGUAGAUGAAGGAGCACCUGCUGGUGCUGCACCAGCGCCAGGAGCACCUGUUUUUGCAUGGUCUCUUUUUGGGAGUAUCUCAGCCUCCUCUUCUUCCUGGCUGCGGUCACCAGAACUCCAGCAACAGUCUUCUGCAACGUCUUGGAGCGACUUGUUACUCUUUCCACCAACAUCUUCAUCUUCUGACGAACAAGGAGCUGAAGAAAACAACAAGAAGGCACUCGUCGCUCCACUAGUGAAGGACAGUAAACUUCUCGUACGCAUAGACCCGAAUAACAUGUUCGCAAACUCUCUCGACCUCCUAGAGCUAAACUACAUGCAGAUCAGCUACGACGAAAUCGAUUUGGCACUAGGUGGCAUGUAUCCGAUCGUUUUGCUGCUUCUGUUUGCGUACUUGUUGGAGAAAUUACUGUCUGGUAAGCGGAUCUACAGUAUCUGGCCUGACGAGAACGAAAGGGUGAGCAAGAGCGUCGCAUUGCUGCUGAAACAUCCAGGAUUGUACUUCUGCGGAAUGCCAGUCGAUGAAGAGUUGAAGAGGAAAAACUUGCCUCCAAAGAUGUUGGAACCAGUGUUGAACAACACGACCAAUGGAAACGACUGCGAGGACGCGUCUUCCUCUAAGAUGAACACUAAGAACAACAAGAUGAACGCAGUCAACAUCAAGAACGACCUAAAAGAUGAUCCACUGCCACAGCAAGCACCCGAAGAAGUGGAGGAAAUUCAGAAGCCAGUGGUCCGCUUUAGUAGUCGUGGACCGUGUGGAAGUGGUGGUGCAGACCUCUUCGCAGAUGAAGAACUAGAAAUUAGCCUGAUGCAGCAGCAGCAGCAACUGCGCGAGAAAGAUCAUAAAGCUCCUCAAGCUCAGCAACAAAGUCGUGAAAAAGAAAACCAAAUAUACUCUCCAACAUCUAGAAGUUGUUCUACUAGGGAACACCAGUCACAACGACCUGCUCAACUACAACAUCGCGUCUCCUCCAUGUCUGAAUUUGUCACAAAAUGUUGGCCUUCUUACCCCGAUUACGACAAGGAGAUGACACCUUGGUGGGUGCGGGUGUAUCAAUACUUGCCCGGUUGCUUUACCGGCGACAUCACGACUCUCAUCCCUUUUUUCAUCCACGAAGUGCCUGAGGAAGAAAAAGACUUCGAUUUGCAGGUAUGGAUCAAGGUAGAUGCAUUUACGGAGGGAGAAGAGGAGAUGGGCAUCGUCGGGAAGUCAUCCGGAGAACAAGAGGAGGGUCGUAGAGGUAGUAGUAGUUCUUUGGAGGUGGAGGAAGCGCUUGCUAUUGAUUUCAAGUUUCCGAAAGGAGUUGAACUUUCUACAACGUCUUCGAGUACUUCUGAUGAAUCAGUUUGUUCCUCAACGAGAGUACAUGACCACGAUGCUGAAUCAUCGGCGUCCGCGUCUGCAGAACUGCGUCAACGCCGUGGCCAGCAUCCACCUCCUGUAAAUGAACAAAAAGAACAAAAACAUGAUUUUUCGCGGAGUUCCUCUUCCAGUACAGGAGGUGCAAGCUCAUGCAAGAAAAGCACGAGGUCUACCUCCACGACUAGUACAACCACCUGCGACCGCAAAGACAUUGGUCUCCUCAUCGUCCUUCACGGCCUAAACGCUGGCACGAAAGCUGAAUACAUCGUAGAUCACGUAAACUACUGGGUUGAACAGCAUCAGCAUCUCGAUACAGCAGAUGGUGAAGAGAGAAAACCCAUGGCAGUAGCCGGAAUUAAUGCUCGUGGCUUAGGGGCAAGUUGUCUGACAUCCGGAAGCUUCUUUCAUGGAGCGCGGACAGACGAUAUGCAGAUAGCGAUUCGAGAACUGAUGAAACUGUGGCACUAUUGUGGAUUUGACUCUGACAGGAUUUUCGUUGUGUCUUUCAGCAUGGGCGCCAUCAUUUUAGGGCAGUUGCUGUCGAGAAUGGGGCUCAGGGGUGAAGAUUGCUUUGCUGAGGUAGUGGAGGCGAUUGAAGAUGUUAAAAAUGUAGUUGAACAAGAAAAUGAUCAUCAUGAUGUUGAUGAUGAGCAGCAAUUAGAAGGACCAGAAGUAGAAGCACCAGAUGAUGCUAGUGGCGAGGAUUCGCUCGUUGUCCAACAGGAUCAUGCGCAGCAGGAAGAUGAUCACGAGGACGAGAGUGUCACUGUAGCAAGCGAGCAGAUCGACACUUCUUGUUCCCUCAAAGCGGAGUCUUCUUCUCCUCUCAUGCGUACCAAAAGCCACGAAAAGCAUGGCUCCGAUGCAACUCUCCUAACAACCACAACAACUGCAUCAGCAAGCAUGUCCUCGAGUGCGUCAUCGUCCUCAACAUCCUCGUCGUCGCUAAUGACGUUAGGAGAAGUCCCAGGUCGUGACUUCAACAUCCAUGAGUCGGCUUCUGGCGCGUUUACCACAACUAGUACGGGAGAAGCUCCUUCUACAUCGACUUCUUCUAGACGGACAUCGACUGCUGACUCUACCACCACUCUCUCAUUCCUGCCCAACGCCUCUUCGACAACAACAAAAACGGCAACGUCUGUCGGACACGGACCACCAUCUUCUGCUAACUCUAACAUCAUCAUGAGUACCAACAUACCUACCAGUACGACUACGACCACAUCAACACUUCUUUCAUCUUCCACCAAACAACGAGGACUUCUAGAACAGGAAGCCCCUGCUGCUCGACCAAAAAUGAAGAAGCUGAAGCCUCGUGGAUGUAUGGUCAUUUCUGGUCAGCCCUUUCCUGCGAUUCACUUGACCUCCAAACGACCGAAUCGCAUAUGGGAGCCACCAUUGGCCAUGGAGGUGAAGAGUACCCAGAACCGCUGGUUCCCUCGAUCCCAGAAACGCAAUGAACAGCUGAGCUCUCCGACUUCAAGAAAGCGAUGGUUGCUCCAGAAUGGGGAGAAAAGAGAGGAGACUGCGACGUGUGGUGUUUUUGGUGUUGAUGAUGCGAAGAUGAACAGGAGCACUACUUCUUCUACAGGGGCUGCUGCAGCUGUGGCUGGUGGUGGAUCUCCUGCGAGCUGCAUUGCAGGAAGUAGCAACGUGGUCGUCAUAAAAGAUGACCCAUCUAUCGGAAUCGGCGCACUUAUUUCUUCGUCAACAUCUGAUGCUACUUGUUCUACCACAUCUUCUAGUUCAACAUCCUGUGGUGCCUCUUCCUCCGACGUGGAUGUUUCCGCAAAAGAGCAGGACGAUGACACCGACAUUCAAGAGGCAGGCGACGGCACACCACUAGCAGGGCUACGCAGGAAGAUCGUUUCUACGUGGUUCUCCACUACCUCAAGAUCACGGCUAGAGGCUUUUAUGACGGGAUCGGGAACUACCUCGACAACGAACAGGAACAAUGAGAACCACGACGGAAGCCGCGCAAGAGCAGCUGGAGGACAAAGGCAUGGUGCUGGUGGACAUAGUGGACAUAGUACAUCAUCAUCCACCACGAGCACUAGUGUUCUUGCCAAAAAAGGACGCACCACGACUCGUAAAGAAAACGAAGUAACCAAGAUUCAUUGGAAGAGUAUCCCAGAUCACAUGCAUCCUUGCGUCAACUAUUGGAGAUCCUACUUCACCACAGCACCUACGAAGACCGAUGUGAGAGCCUUAGAGGCAAAACGACAGGGAGAAUGGUUUUACAAGCCUCGAUAUGCGCCUUAUUUAGUUCGACGUUGUGAAGAGCAGGAGGAGAUCUUCACGAACAAGGGAGAUGAGUACAAGAAGAAUACCAAGACGGAAGAUCAUGAGGAUAACAUCACGAAGAAGAUUAGUAUUCAUACAACUUCCAAUGCUCCUAGAAGUCGAAGAACAAAAACAAUCCUGCAAAAUACCAACCCCCACAGCAGCUUUUACACCUCCUGUUGUUACGAGAAACAGCGUCUAUUUCGACCGAUUGACCCAACGAAGGUUUUGGCCUCUCGCACCUUGCAGGAGUAUGACUACCACUUCAGCGCACCGGCAGGAGGAUUUGGUCCAGGAUUCCAAGGACUGCUCCACUACCACGCUGCCCAAAACACUGACGUACGAACAAUCAGCAUGUGCCCAACGUUGUUCCUCCAUGCGUUAGAUGACCCGAUUUGUAUUGCGGAGGGUUUAUUGGAGUUAGUCGAAACCUGCGUGAAAUGGUCCUUGUUGAACGAGCAUGCUCCAGAAAAGCGUGUGGAUGUGCGGAAUAUCCUGACUAGCUUCCGCAGAGCGCCAGUGGAGGAUGUGGAGGAAGGAUUAGGAGAACGAAGACCAGCAGAAGGUGAAGUAGAGGACGAAGUUGAUCAUGUUGAUGCCUCAUUUGGAGGAGGAACAUCUGGAAGUAAUUCUGCGUCUGCGAACAACAACAGCAGAAACUAUGUAAUUCCUGCGAAGAAUUCUAGCUGCAAUGGAACAACAACUACGACAUCAAAGAAGAUCAAGGAACAUCGCGCUUUGCUUCUACUCACUAGAACGGGAGGACAUGUUGCGUGGCCAGAAACGAACCCUUGGAACGGGAGAAGAUGGGGGUAUUUGAAGGAUAUCUCUCGAAGUUUUUUCGCCGCCUGUGAGCGCGCUGAAUUCGUGGAUGAUGUGAACGUGUAGUCAGUGAUGUGUAGUCAGUGUCAGGACGAUCCUUGACAUAUUAGAUUUAGAGUAGUCAAAACAAAAACAUAAACACCAACAUAAUCUCCAUAUUACUCUCUGUAGUUGUGAUCCUGUAUGAACAAGUUCGUUGAAGAACACGAACACCAACAACAACAUCUUCCUAUUAUUCUCGCUUAUUUCCUCCCUUAUUUCUUGUUUUAUCUUCCUCUUACGACUUCUAUUCGUCUUGUUGAUGUUAGUCCUCGUUGAUCUGAACAGAGGCCAGCACUUCUUGUCGUUUUGUCUUUCCAUAUGAGAGUAACUCCUUGAAGAAAAUAUAAAUAUCCAUACAACUAGGCUCUCCUACUUCUUAUCAAGUGACUUCUUCAACUGUCACCACGUAAAAAUGCCACUAUGUGACACCAGAUGAAGUUUUAUUGUAUACCGACAUCAACACUACAUGAUAAAUCUUCGGGUCCUACUUGAAAUGCUUAGCGGACCUGGGAAGUCCAUCCGAUCCAUCCGACCCAUCCCGUCCUGAAUCUUCCGGCGCCCCACCUAUAAACUGUUCUAGUUUAGUAUGUCCGGCUCAAGUUAAAAGACUCAAAAAACUAUAAUAUUGCUCGGUGAAGAGAAUGGUACGAGACUCACCAAACUUCAUUCCUCGCUGACUCAUUGAAGAGAGAGGGGGCAUGACAUUCAAGAGGAGAGAGGUCGCAGGACUUCAUUCUUAGAGAGGAACAAGACGUCAUUGAUACUACACUUCCUUAACAGCGUCAGAGUUAGUACCUUCAGAGUCAGCGACCAAUGAGUUAUCACAUCUAAUCAAGGCACAGAAGCUCGAAGCAAAGGAGCUCUAGGAACAGGAGCUACGCCGCGCAAAGGAGCUAAGCCGCGCAAAGGAUAGCUCUUUGCUAUCUUCUAUGAAGAGAGGUCGACUUUGCUAUGAAGAGAGG
This is a messenger RNA of Amoebophrya sp. A25, 6977 nucleotides long. The record is from the annotation of a GenBank genome assembly. Lineage: Eukaryota; Dinophyceae; Syndiniales; Amoebophryaceae.